AUUCAAUUCAGUCUUUAUUCACUUCAACUUUUCCCUGUUUCUUUCUUGCAAUAUAAUUCUUUCUUCACUUCAAAUUUGUGCUUUGCACCAACUCACAAUCAGGCUUACACAAUCUUCCCGACUGCGCAAACAUCUCCAAGCCUCUUUUAUUUCUGAGUCCCUCGGCUGGAUCGCAGCUAGACUCUCCUCACGAACCAAACCCACUUUUCUAGUCUGAGGGAGCCUUUUCCUCACGAUGUCUCUCUGUUUCAAUCGCCUCCAAGAGGAGAGGAAACAGUGGCGACGCGACCACCCGUUCGGCUUCUUCGCAAAGCCCGUCCGAGGUACCAAUGGUGUUCUGGACCUUAAGAACUGGGAAGUGGGAAUACCAGGAAAGGAAAAGACCAUCUGGGAAGGCGGCCUGUUCAAGUUAACACUCUCCUUUCCGGACGAAUACCCUACGAAACCACCCAAAUGCAAAUUCGUCCCCCCUCUUUUCCACCCCAACGUCUAUCCGUCCGGCACCGUCUGCCUUUCGAUCCUGAACGAGGAAGAAGGAUGGAAGCCGGCAAUCACCAUCAAGCAGAUUCUUAUUGGCAUCCAAGAUUUGCUCAACGACCCAAACCCUGAAUCGCCGGCUCAGGCUGAUGCAUACAACCUAUUCAAGAAAGACAGAGCAGCAUAUGAGCGGAAAAUCAAAAGCAUCGUCAAAGAAAAUCCCGCACUGUGAGAGCAUUGGACAGCGUGCUAUGGGCGAUGAUACUAAUGGGAUGAUUCAAUGAACAAUGUCUGCAUGGAUUUCAGCGAGGCGUCACGGUACAAUUCAGUGGGAAGGGACUUUUUAGGAGAUUACGGCAUAGAGAAUUCACUAGGUGCAUGUCGCAGAGGCGCGAACGAAGAUUUUGGGCAGUCAGGAGGAGUCAUUCGCGACUUCAAAUCCAGCAUGAUGCAUUCCACGUGUUGCUGAUCGAGAGGGACAAAGUUUACAAGGAUCUGCCGCUUGUUGAGACCUAAUAGGAUGGAGAGGCUCACAAAGCCUUUGACGAUUUCCCAGGGGCUCGCAACACUCCCCAAAGGGUGAAAGCGUGGGGGGCUCUAUCAACUUGCUCUGCACAGAAACGAGCCCGGGGUCGGAAAUCUGCAGGGAAGACAUGGUAGUUCUUAUUGGCUUAGCCUGGCUAAACCGCUGCCCAAGAGCCUGCAGCAGGGGAAGACAUGUAAUAUUUUGCGCCAGUAAGCGUCGACCUAUACGUGAUAGCAAGUACAAGAGUCGCGUGUCCAAAAUAUUGGUGUAGACAUUUCGGGAAUAUGGCAUAUUGGCCCAGACAAAAGAAGAUAGUAAUAUUCAACCGCAGGGGCGAAGAAAAAAGGCCGUUACUCACUGGCACAUGAGCCAAUUUGCUCGUAAUGAUAUGAGGUGAUUCGAGUGAGGGGCGGCCAUCGGCGUCUCAUGCUCCACCGUUGGUCAUUUUCUUAUCGUUUCCAGCUAAUAAGGUGGGAUAGAUAUCGAUUGCAAGGGAAGAGUGUCGAGGUGAGGCGAGUUUCAACACCACGAGACCAGGAAUGGGACAAGGUGACCGAAGUGGAAGUCCGUAGAGAAUCCGAUGGACCUUUACAGAGUGAGAGUAACAGAAUUAAUUUUUGAUUUUGCCUUCUGGUACAAAAAGCCAGAGCCAGAGUCGCAG
Exophiala oligosperma is the source of this 1664-nucleotide messenger RNA. RefSeq names its product SUMO-conjugating enzyme ubc9. Gene Ontology annotation, biological process: protein sumoylation. The transcript has 3 exons. Gene Ontology annotation, cellular component: nucleus. The record is from RefSeq and is a predicted model, not a curated record. Gene Ontology annotation, molecular function: SUMO conjugating enzyme activity. The coding region runs from base 236 to 709 and encodes 157 amino acids. NCBI's taxonomy places the organism in Eukaryota, Fungi, Ascomycota, Eurotiomycetes, Chaetothyriales, Herpotrichiellaceae.